AUGUCCUGGUUAAGCCUCAGUUCCCAGCGUCGGGUCCAACGGCUCUCUGCCACUGUGAUUGGCGUGCUUUUUGUUCUUUUCCUCUUGCAUGUAACACUUACAAGGACGCCGUUUCAAUAUUCUCCGCUGCCAGCUUCCACACCCGGCCCUCGUCGAAAUGAUUCCGAUACGAAGGACCAUCUCCCAAACGCAGAACAGACGCCUACUCUGCCCGCUGAAUAUUCGGCGGUGGCCGAUGAGCCAUCCUACUGCGCAGAUCGAUUCGGUAUUACGUAUCUGGAGAAGCUGCGCGACUCGAAAACCGAGUACUGCACUGCAGACUCGCCUUCAGGCUUGACCUGCUUCCAUAGUCAAACAGCGUCGGACUCCCGAGUCGACACGUUUUGCUUCGGGCGCGGAGCUGUAUACGAUCCUGCUCAGCGACUAUUUAUCAUGGACUGUCAACUGCGAGAUUUAGAUGGCAAGAACGUACCCCUCUUCGAAAAAUUUCACAAUUAUUGGUACGAGACAGGCCCUGGGGUCGUGUUCCAAAAGGCAGUCUCCCUCCAGGACAAGCUAGAUCAUACCGUUCCUCCCGUAGUUUCAAACCACACGAUCCUCAUUCAGCGAGAAGGGGCGCGGAACGUCUGGCAUUCUCUCAUGGAGAUCUUUUCCAUGACCAUGACCAUCGAUGUUCUGCGCAUGACUGCGGGCCCUAACCCGCACACGGCACUUUUCAGUAUUGGUGACAUCGAAAACACACAGGUCGUCAUCCUGGAUGAGAUCGAGGAUGGGCCCUACUUUGACCUGUGGAAGAUUUUCGCUCAGCGGCCGCCACUCCGAGUCGGCGAUCUGCCUCCGACCAACGAGUUCGAGAACCUGAUCGUGCCCCUGGCUGGCGGAUCGAACCCCCUCUGGCAGGGUGAUUGGGAGAUCCAUUCAUGCGAAGACUCUGCAUUGGUCCGUACAUUUUCCAGACGGGUCCUCUCUCACUUCCAUGUGGAACUUCGCCGACCCCGACAGGGCCCGCAGAUCGUGUUGACUUUUAUCGACCGGUCGGGAAGCCGAAAGCUGAUCAAUCAGGAGGACUACUUCAAAACAGUCGAAGAGCGAUUUCCCCAUGUCACGGUACAGAUGAUUGACUUUGCCAGCAUUCCAUUCCAUGAGCAGCUGAGGAUUGCUCAGGGAUCUGAUAUCUUGGUGGGCGUGCACGGCGCCGGCCUCACGCACGGUAUCUUCCUCCCGUCCGGCUCUGUGAUGGUCGAGAUUCUCCCGCCGGGUUUGAAUCACAAGGGCUUUCGCAACGUUGCUUCGCUACUUGGACAUUUGUAUUUCAGCGCUCACGCAACGAAGCCGGCUAAAACUUUGAAGCGCGACGAGUGGCAUACCAGUGAUGUUUAUCUCGAACAUGACAAAUUCAUGGACGUAAUGAAUGUUGCCAUCAAAGCUUUGUAUAACAGAGGAGAGCGGAACUACGACGUGGACUGA
Aspergillus pseudoviridinutans is the source of this 1467-nucleotide messenger RNA. Its product is annotated as DUF563 domain protein. Bases 1 to 1467 code for a protein of 488 amino acids. NCBI's taxonomy places the organism in Eukaryota, Fungi, Ascomycota, Eurotiomycetes, Eurotiales, Aspergillaceae. Gene Ontology annotation, cellular component: endoplasmic reticulum lumen. Gene Ontology annotation, molecular function: protein N-acetylglucosaminyltransferase activity. The record is from RefSeq and is a predicted model, not a curated record. The transcript has a single exon.